This is a messenger RNA of Salvelinus fontinalis (brook trout), 2305 nucleotides long. RefSeq names its product anti-Muellerian hormone type-2 receptor-like. The transcript has 11 exons. Gene Ontology annotation, molecular function: ATP binding; transforming growth factor beta receptor activity. The record is from RefSeq and is a predicted model, not a curated record. Gene Ontology annotation, cellular component: signaling receptor complex; plasma membrane. Lineage: Eukaryota; Metazoa; Chordata; Actinopteri; Salmoniformes; Salmonidae. Bases 120 to 1583 code for a protein of 487 amino acids. Gene Ontology annotation, biological process: cellular response to growth factor stimulus; BMP signaling pathway; protein phosphorylation.
GCUGGACUGCGUGGGAAACUCAACUUCCAUUCCCAUCCCAGCUCACAGACAUCAGAGCUAGCCAGCAGUCAGCUCACAGACAUCAGACCUAGCAGUCAGCUCACAGAGAGACAGAACAAAUGUGGCUGUAUUUAGUCAUCUUUGGAUGUCUGUCAGUGUCUGUCCCGGCUCCAGCGGUGGAGCAGGGAAGGAGUUGUGUGUUCCUGACCAGUUCCCGUAACUCCAAGAAAAUGGAGGCGGGUCGCGUUAACGGGACAAUCCAGUACUGUGCCCACACUAACUGCUGUGUCGGCUUCUUCCGUAUUAUCGAGGGCCAGCCAGUGGCAGAACUACAAGGUUGCAAAAUGGUAGUCGGUGGCUGCCUAGAUCCUGCCUGCUUUACAUCAACCACCCAUGUAGACUACAUCAGAUGUGAGUGCAGCUCAAACCUGUGUAAUGGCAACAUCACCUGGAACGCAGAAGAGAAGCAACCUCAACUCAAACACUCAUCUUACUCUGCAGACAUGGUCACGGUCACUGUGGUUGUCCUUGGGAUGUUACUGUGUACCCUCGUUGUGGCAGUUAAAUGCAGACAUCGUUUCAGAGGUUACGAUGACAAGCAGCGUCUAUCUUUGCCAGAGGAAUCUCUGACCUCACUGUGCUCAUGCCACAUAUCAAAGCAGUCUGAUAUGGACCUGACUAGCAUGGAACUACAGCAGAUUGUGGGUAGUGGUCACUUUGCGUCGGUGUGGCAGGGAAGUUACCAAGGGACUACGGUGGCUGUGAAGGUGUUCCCUACCUGGUGCAGACAGGAGUUCACAGCGGAGAGGGAAGUGUACGGACUACCACAUCUGGUGCAUUCUGGGAUUGCUCACUUCCUGGGAGCUGGCAGGAAGUCAGAUAGCGGAGACUGUGUCCUGCUCCUGGAGCUAGCCACAUGUGGCUCUCUCAGCUCCUUCCUGUCCAAAAACAACAGUGACUGGACGACAACACUGAAGCUGGCCCAGUCUCUGUCUGAGGGACUGGCUUACCUCCAUUCUGACUUCUACAGGCAUGGGGUACACAAGCCAGCGGUGGCCCAUAGGGAUCUCAGUAGUAACAAUGUGCUUGUGAGGGACGAUGGUACCUGUGUCCUGUGUGACUUUGGCUCUUCCACCAUCCUGCGCUCGUGCGCCGGUCCACACGGCUGGCAGCGCUACAUGGUUAACGUACAGGGCCAGGUGGGGACGUUGUGCUAUAUGGCCCCUGAGCUCCUGGAUGGCUGUGUGAACCUGAGCAGUGGCUGGUGUCUCAUACAGGGAGACGUCUACUCCUUAGGAACGCUGCUUUGGGAGCUGCUGAUGCGAUGCUCAGACCUUUUCAUAGGCUGCCCGGUGCCAGAUCACAGACUGCCUUAUGAAGAGGAGCUGGGGGCCAGUCCUUCUUUAGAGCAGCUCAUAGUCCAUGUAUCUGAGAGAAGGGAACGUCCUUCAGUACCCAAACACUGGCAACAGGGCUUGCAUGACAUUCUGUUGGACAGUUGGGACCAUGACUCAGAUGCCAGACUGACAGCCCAGUGUGCCAGGGACAGACUAGUGUCUCUAGCCCCCUGCUGCUCUAUAUGAUAUAUAUAUAUAUAUAUAUAUAUAUAUAUAUAUAUAUAUAUAUAUAUAUAUAUAUAUAUAAUAUUAUGGGAUAUGUAAUUAUUCCUUAGUCUAGGACCAGACUGACAGCUCAGUGUGCCAGUCUUUACUCUCAUGUUGACGUGUGUGUGGUAUUCUAUUGUAUUAUAUUCUAUACUAUUAUAUAAUAUUCUCUAUUCAAUACCAUUCUAUAAUAUUCUAUUCUAUACUAUUCUAUUCUAUACUAUUCCAUUCUAUAAAAUUAUAUACUAUUCUAUACUAUUAUAUAAUAUUCUAUACUAUUAUAUAAUAUUCUAUACUAUUCCAUUCUAUAAUAUUAUAUUCUAUACUUAGUCACCUCAUUAUUGUCACUGUCAUUGUUGCUAUUUCAUUGACUUACACAUUGCCUACAUCUUUUUGGUUUAUUUUACCUAAUGUUUGUGUAUGCAGAAAAUGCACUGUAGUGAAACUCUAUUGGGCUCUUGCUAAAGACUUGUUUGACAUUUGUUGUAGAAUCUUAUAAACCGCACAGCAGAAUCAGACGUUAGGUUGCUGAGGUACGACUGAGGUCACAGCUGCUUUUAAAUCUACAUUUUAUAUUGGAUCACAGUAAUAUUUUUAUGUUUUAUGUUGAUAUUUGUAGAGUGGAGGACAGAAACGUGAUUGGAUUAUCUUUACUGAUUUUGCGCAGAAGGCUUGAAUAAAGCUCAUAGUGAUGAACAUCA